AUGGACGUUUCGCACGCCUUAGAAACGGCGGACCAAGCGCUGCGGACGCGCGUCCAGGCCGUGUCCAUGCGGCGACGCCCUUCGGACGAUGACAAGGCGUCCGUGACGUCUGCGCCAGGCUCCGAGUGGAUCCGCCGUCGGCCAAGGAAGAUGACGGUCGAGUCGAACGGUCGUCCAACGAAACAGACGCGACGAUGUGAGCCGUUGGACGACGACCGCUGUAGUUUACCAACGCUGGAGGGCUGUGUGUCCCCCGAUCGAGUGACAUCGCUAUCCAUUGUGUCAAGUAAUAGCAGCACAAGCCGACCUCAGGAGUGGAAACCGCACAAGAAUCAGAAGACCAAGAAGCACAAGCAGACGAGUCACGAGCGAGCUGGAGGUUGUCACGCUACUGCCAGUGGCAACAGCAGUUAUACGAGUCGAAGCAACGACAUUUACUUUGCACCACACUCCCCCGAUCCGUCGACGGCGUACUCGGUUCAAUCACGGACGGGAAGCUGCAUCUCUCAUGUCUCAGAAAGAAGAGGAGCAGCGGUCUUGACGGACGUGCAGGGCCCGAGCUUUGCGUUGCCAUUGUAUCAGAAAGAGUCAAUGAAGAAGACGUCGACGAGCACGAGGUCGUACGCUCGAGGGUUGGACUUGGAACGAGGACGCGAGUUUAAUGAAAAUGAAGACGACGAAGAUAAUGAGGAUGAUGAUGAACGGGAGCACGACGACGCGACGGGAGAUGAUGUGCACUUGUUUUUGCAUGGAUCGCCUCAUGUGUCGAUUGAAGAAGCGCAAAAGUACACAUUUGCAAUUGUGCUGAAGCACACGGAACAGAUUUUUCAAUUACUGAAGCGGCGGUUUCCAUCGCGCUCAGCUGCUUCAAUACGACGGGAUUUGCCACAUCACGUGAGCAUGCUGCAGCAGAAGUGUGUGCGACGACUGAUUCAAGCUGGACUGGGCGUGAUUUUGCUGGAUGAUGGAUUGUACGAUAGCUAUUUGGAUGCCCAGCGGGGAGAUCGCGGUCGACAGGAUCCCAAGGGCCUAGAGGAGAAAGAUGUGGCUAGGAACUUGUGCAUUUUGGUAGAUCCCAAGAAAAAUCCGGACUUGUUGCUGCAUGAGUUUAAGCGUGAGCUGGACGAGCUGUCGAUCAAGCGUGGUGAUGCACUUGGGCGGCUGGCAGAAGAGUCUCUCGACUCGCUGAAAGGAAUGUGUUUUUCGCCAGCUUUGGAGCUGCAGCUCACGCACAAUAUCAUAAAGAACGCUUUCAAGGAUUACGACAAGGAAGAAUGGGUUAUUGACGUGAACAAGGAGCUUACUGUGACUGAUGUCAUUGUCGAAUGCUUUCCUCUGCACGAUCGUGCAUUCAACAGAAAGUUUUUCGACGAGUAUCGUAAGCGAACAUUCGAGUUGAAUUUGCGCAAAGCGGCGGCAGGCAACAGUGAUCGCUGGGCAGUGGAAGAACUCCGUCUUCAUUUUGGCGAACGCGUGGCGUUCCUGUUUGCGUUCAUGCACAUUUACACUAAACACUUGCUGCCGCUUACGAUGUCAUGCCUCUUCUACUAUUUGUGUUUCCGCUUCACAUCCGCGCCUUUGUGGAAGGAGUACAUGGAAGGGUUGGCGGUUAUCGGUGUGUUUGUGGUCUGUUUUUGGGGGCCGUCUUUCCUCGUUUGCUGGGCUCGCGAGACGCGUUUGCUUGUGGAGAAAUGGAACUUGACUAAGUACAAGAAUACUGUGUACGAACGUAAUGACGACAAUCCUGGUUUCAAGUACAUGUGGGUGAAGAAUCGGCUCACGCAUGAAAUGGAGAAGGUUCCCAAGCAGCGCAAGAACCAUUGGAUCCAGCUUACCAUGUUAGUGUUCGUUUUGAUAUGCGCACUUAUUCAGUGCGUGUGUCUUGUUCCGUUUAUCCAGUGGUAUGUGUACGCGAAGAAUGCCCCCACAUGCGAUGCUUGCAAUGGUGACAGUGAGGAGUCUUACCCCUGUAUCUGGUUUAUGACGUGCUUUAACUCGACCACUUCCGCAUUGGGUACGGACCGGUGGGUAUAUAUUCUCAUUCAAGGCGUCAUCCUCGGUUUGCUCAUCGACAUCAUUUUCUUCGAGCUUUUCAACUGGAUGUCGGAAAAGUUUGUACAGUGGGAAAAUUACGCGAAAAAGUCUGAUCACGAAAACCGUCUCAUUCACCGUCGGUUUGUGUUUGUGUGGAGCAAUUGGUUUUUCUGGUUCCUUUUCAUUUCAUUUGUCUACAUGCCGUUUGGCGAUACCAUUUUGGAGCUGUUUCACAAGUUUGGCCUUGGCGCGUUGGCACCGUACGAGUGGAACCCAAAUUUGUUGACGGUCGACACGUUAUUUGUCACCCCGCUUGUGGUCACACAAUUGCUGAACAUGCUUCUCGAGACGAUAGCUCCCUAUUUGCUUCGCAAGCUUCGUGGUCGCCCAUCUAUCGGUUGUCGUCAAGCUUCACCGUUUGCGUGGUGUGUGCGCCACCUGUCGAGGUGUUUCCGCUUUCGGUCGCGCCAGGCGCAGUCUAUGCAACCUACGAAUCAGAACACUCCGGAGAUAGCUAGUGGCUUUGUUAAGUCUGAAGUUAUUGAGAAUCGCGUUCCUGCCACGAAUCUGACAGCAACUCGUCUGGCACAAUCGGUUCAAAAGGAUACGGGCUUUUCUGUGAACGUGUUGCCAAUGUCAGAUGACUCGAACAAGUAUUCGGCGUACGAGAUUCUGGCAGAGGCAAAGCUACCGAUAUUUGACCCAGUGUUGGAUUACUUGGAUGCUUGUAUCCAGUUUUCGUAUGUGAUGAUGUUUACAGUAGUGUGGCCGUUGCUGCCGUUACCAGCUUUCGUUAACAAUAUUUUAGAAGUACGCGGUGACGCCUUCCGCCUGCUGUUUGCGAAUCGUCGGCCGAUGCCGCGACGAGACACGUCGAUUGGCGAGUGGGCGACGGUGCUUGCUUAUGCUAACAUCAUUGGUGUGACGGUCGUAUCAGCUUUCGUAGUGGUGUACCAUUACGGAUAUUUCCGAACGAACUGCAACUUCACCUUUACCAACGCGUAUGUUGUGCCUUUCGGGAUUAUCAAGCAUGACGAGACUGCCGAUCCUAGCUUGUGCGUGAAUGACAGUGAAACACCGCGGUGGCGCAUGUUCCAGAUUGUGCUGUUCGUCGUGCUAGAACACGUGAGCUUUUGCGUAAGAUAUUUGGUGAUGCAAGUCGAGAAGACACCUGCCUCCAUUCGUAGCUCAGGUUACCAGCGGCUGAAACAGAUUCAGCAUUUGACGGCCACCCCGGCUGCUCCCCCCUCUCAGCUUGAGUACGUGCAACGUCUGCGUGUGCUGUUUGAAAAGCACGAUGUCGAUGGCGACGGUCAUUUGGGUGAAGUUGAGCUCAUUCAGCUUCUGGCGGCUUGGUUGUGUAAACAUCCGACGGAGCUACUGCCGUUCUCGGGACUUAUCUUCCGUUAUGUGGACAAGAACAAGCUGGGUAAAGUGCCGUUUUCCACAUGCUGCCUCAUGAUGCAGCAUGUGAAUCACGACCGGUUUUUUUCGUGUUUGUUGGGUCUGUACGAUCCGCUUCACGGAGCCUACAACGACGAAAUUCGUCGCACCUGCGAUCCAAUUGAGCUGCAUCGUGUGCUGAGCGAGGCUUCAUCCGAGGUGCAGUUGCGCCGCAGCAACAUGAGCCGUGCUUCUGAGGCUACCGACACUUCGCGAUUACGUGACUCCACCUUCUUUUACGUGGACAAUUAA
Molecule: messenger RNA, 3729 nt
Organism: Peronospora matthiolae
Lineage: Eukaryota; Oomycota; Peronosporomycetes; Peronosporales; Peronosporaceae
Source: the annotation of a GenBank genome assembly